This is a messenger RNA of Yarrowia lipolytica CLIB122, 1776 nucleotides long. RefSeq lists its product as uncharacterized. The record is from RefSeq and is a predicted model, not a curated record. Gene Ontology annotation, biological process: ubiquinone biosynthetic process. NCBI's taxonomy places the organism in Eukaryota, Fungi, Ascomycota, Dipodascomycetes, Dipodascales.
AUGCGCAAUUACGAACUGGUGGGCUUGGGCCGUUCGGUCGCCAACAUUUCCAAAAAGGCUUGGGAUAUCCAGAAGCAAUCCAUUCAUGACCACCUCGAGGGCUCGUCCAUUGUGAGCGGUCUCAAGGGUUGUGUAGUGAGCUCAGUAUGCCCACCUGCUCCACUUUCGACUGCCAAUGGAACCAUUCCUAGAGAUCCUCCUGCCCAGACAGGACCCACGGGCCUGACUCCUGGUGUGCCCAAUGGUCCGUUGGGAUCAGGGUCUAGCUCAGCCAAGAUGGUCUUUGAUCCCUUCAACAACAAGCGACCCACAAUCAACGGCAACUCCGUGGAUCCUUCCACCAAGCGAAUGUAUUCGUCGUCCUCCGACAAGGGACCUUCCAUUGGCGAAGAGAUCAUUGGAGCGGAGGUGCCCAAAGAUCGGAUCAUUGGAGAGAAGGAAAUCAGAGAAGAAAUGAUGUCUUCUGCUGUGCCCUCCGGUCGAUUCGAGCGACUCUUCCACUACGGCACUUUGGCCACUGGUCUCGGUGUUGGUGCUCUGGGUGAAGGUUUCCGACGUCUCACCGGAGACAACUCUCACGCCGGAUCUCUGGUGCUUACCCCCGGCAAUGUGGAACGUCUCGUCAAGUCGCUGUCUCAGAUGCGAGGAGCUGCCCUCAAGAUUGGCCAGCAGCUAUCCUUCCAGGACUCUCGAGUCUUCCCGCCUGAGAUUCAGCAGAUCUUCUCUCGAGUCCAGAACAGUGCCAACUACAUGCCCGCCGAGCAGCUCCACAAGGUGCUUACCAAGGAGCUCGGCCAAGGAUGGAGAAACGAAUUCUUUUCUUCCUUUGAGGACAAGCCCAUUGCCGCUGCUUCUAUUGGCCAGGUUAACACCGCUGUUCUGCGAGACUCUUACGAGCCCGUCGCCAUCAAGAUUCAAUACCCAGGCGUGGCUGACUCCAUUGACUCCGAUCUUAACAACCUGAUGAUUCUCAUGACUGCCUCCAGCAUGCUGCCCGAGGGUCUAUUCCUUGACAAGACUGUUGCUAACGCUCGAGUAGAGCUCAAAUGGGAGUGUGACUACAUCCGGGAGGCACAGAACCUGGAGCGAUUCCAGGAGCUCCUGGCCGACUACCCCGACUACGUUGUUCCCAAGGUCUAUCAUGAGGCUUCCACCGACAAGGUGCUGACCAUGCAGAGACUUCGAGGCCAAGAUAUCGUAAAGGGUCCCUGGGAUCAGGACACGAAGAACUGGAUUGCUACCCGAAUAAUGGAGCUGUGUUUGCUGGAGAUUGCGAAGUUCAAAUUCAUGCAGACCGACCCCAACUGGGCCAACUUCCUGUACAACCCCAAGACCCAUAAGUUGGAACUUCUCGACUUCGGUGCCUCUCGAGGCUACUCCGACCAGUUCAUUAACGACUACCUCAACUGCUUGCGAGCAGCCGUUCGAAAGGAUCGAGCUUCUUGUGAAAAGUACUCUCUUGAACUCGGAUACCUUACUGGUCUCGAGUCGAAAGCAAUGCUCAAUGCCCACAUCGACUCCAUGAUCACUCUUGGUGAGCCUUUUAACGGCGAGAACGGAGGGGGAGACUUCAACUUUGCCAACCAGACUGUCACCGAUCGAGUUCGAGAGAACAUUGGUGUCAUGCUCAAGGAACGACUGACCCCUCCUCCUGAAGAGACUUACGGUCUGCACCGAAAGCUUUCCGGUGCUUUCCUUCUGUGUGCCAAGCUCAAUGCCGAGGUUCCUUGCCAGAAACUGUUUGAGGACAUUGUUGGCCUUGAUGACCAAUCUUAG